AUGAGUGUCUUCAGCUUCAAUAAGAUCGUUCUUUUCGAAGUUAUUCUUCUAAUUGGUAAGUACACAGUUCUAGGCUCUGGCCGAGUGUAAACCAAGGAUUUUUAAACGUUUUCUCCAUUAGUUUUUACAUUCGCUCAAGACGACCUACAAAGUUGAUGACACGAAUUUUAAAAAAUAAAUCAAAGAGAAAAAAGCUGUAGGAAAAGUAAAUUCUAUGUAUCUGAAUAACCGAUUAUUAUUAUCCGGGGAGGCAACGACUCCUGUGCCGUUAUGCCAUCCAUAGAAAAAAAGAGGACCUGAUAGCAGGUUAUUAGUGUUACCUAGUUGAGCAAGUAAUCAGUUGAAACGUCCAAAAAACUAGUAUUUCAAAACAGGUCAAUCUAGAUACAAUAUUUCCUUAGAGCUGUUUUAUUCCCAAGCUCUAUUACUCCAGCCUUAGGAUGCGGCGCCUAGGUAUUUUAAUUGUGGCUCCAACCUUUUACAAUUACCUUUGCCUUUCAUUCAUGAAAGUGUUUAAGCUUUCUGUAAAGGAAGGGCAGAAAUUUCAAAAACGCCUGAAGGAUAGGAAAAGCGAGUCACUGAGGGAAAAACUUGCCUGAUCAAUACCUUACUUUAGGACUUACUUUGGAGGAUGUUUAGACUCCGCCUUCAGGCCCAACCCUUAAGUUUUUUUAGGUACUGCUUUUAUGCACCCGUAAUUGCAAGAUGGUACCUAUUUCAUGAACCUGAUCAAUAUCAUAGUAUACCUUCUGAAAACCCUAUGAAAUGGAAAUAAUUGCGCCCUGAACCCUUGCUUACAGCGCUGAUUCUUGGGCCGAGGUAGUUAAGACAUACGUUGGUGUUAAUGACCAAACUUAUAUUCUUUCUGCUUUUUGUUUGAUAUUCUUCACAGGAUUUGUCCAUGGAGGUAUGUAUAAAUAUGUUAAGAAUAAUCAUGGAGACAGGAAUUAUUAGAGUUUACUUAUAGAGAGUUUGUAAAGAAACAAUGUUUAUGAAUAAAAAUCAAAUUAACAUUCUCAGAGGGGAUUUGUUUUCCAACGAUUAAUUUCCGUAAAGAAAAUAAUUAUAUCUGGAAAUAAACAGCGAGUGAUGAUGAAAAAGCAACGCUCUCUUUGAUCUUUUCUUAUCCAAAAUGUUGAUCGGAUAUCGAUAAAGAAAGCAAUGGGACGACUAUCAGUUGUUAUAACCACUCCUUAUAAAAGUUAGCUUUGCUUUUAAUUUUUCUGCUCUGUGCUCUUUAACAACACAUAAUUUACAAUUUCAGACUGCAACUCGCCACUUGGUUUGCAAAGCGAGGAUAUUCCCAAUUCAGACAUCACCGCCUCCUCCGAGGUAAGCAACUUGCCUAAAUUUGUUGUAUUCAACUAUCGAAAAUUGCUACAUUUUCUUUCCUGAUAUGCUGUGGUAGAGGUUACCCAAGGCACAUGUCUAAAAAUUGCGACGAGCCAAUUAGGAGACCACAAGCUGAAUCCUUCUUAUUUUACAUGAAUGGUUUGCGCCAAAAUUUGAUUCAGCCGAUGUAUAGAGUGAGAAUCGCCCAUUGAUUUUUCUCCUAUUCCAGACCAUCUGAUUAUUUUGAGUACCAUGACUUGGCCUGAAAUGUUGCUAGGAAGCUGAAACAUCUGGAGACAUCAUGAUGAAAGAAAAUGAGAAUUGCUUAUUAGCUUUCCUCCUAUUCCAGACCAUUUGAUAAUUUUGAGUUCCGUAACUUGGUCUGAAAUGUUGCAACCAAGCAAGGGAGCUAAAACAUUUAUUUGUUUAUUUGCCAAUUAAUCGACCAGAUAUCUUAGAUUGGAGUUUCUUUAAAAUUUUUGAUCUUACUGGAAUGAAAUUUUAAAUGACUGGUGAGAUUGCGAAGGCCCUCUUACGAUUUAAAAUGGAGAUACAUUACUGUGACACCAUAGAUUCCUGAGAGUAAGAUAGGACAGAGGAAAUGAGGAAAAAAUCGGAUCUAGAACGGCUACCCUAUAAAUUCCUUCCAGUUAUAUCAUUUUCAGAGUUUAUCGAUCCAAAAUCGAGAAGCAUCGUAUUUACUUAAUCAUGAUCUUCCUUUCACGUUGGAAUAUAUAAAUAACAAUUAUUUAAAUAUCAUAUAAAUAAUUAAAAUAUCAUAUAAAUAAUUUCGUUUACAGUGGGCUGCAAACCAUGGGCCCAGCAAUGCAAGGCUCAAUCGUCCAGCUAGUGGAGGUAGAACUGGAGCCUGGUCUGCUAGAGCAAAUAAUAUGGGACAGUGGAUACAGGCGAACCUUCGUCAACUAACUCGAGUCACUAAGGUGGCAAUUCAAGGAAGACAAGACCAUCCACAAUGGGUUACUGCAUUUAAAAUAUCUUACAGUCUGGAUGGAAAACACUUUGAAUAUCAACAAAAGGUAUUUUUUUCAAUUGAAAUUUUUAAUGAAUUCAUAACACGUUGAAUAAUUAGAAUACUCCAGAGGUUGAAGUAGUUUGAACGUUGAAGAUGAAGUAGAAGCCAUGGCGUUUAAGGUGCUGAAUUGCGAGGGUAUUAAGCUGUUGACCCCUCUAUUUACCACUGUAAUAAAUAUUAUAUAAAUAUUAUAAAAACAAUACCAUUUUACGGAAACUGUUCGAUAAAAAAUUAACUUGGUUGGGAUUUUCGCUCUUUUUAAUAUCAAUCUGGUUUCCGUUUAGAUAUACUACGGAAACAAUGACAGAAACAGCAUUGUUUUUAACAUUUUAAUGGCACCGAUCGAGGUUCGCUUCGUUCGUCUACAUCCAUACGCAUGGCAUGGACAUAUCUCUUUGAGGAUGGAAUUUUAUGGUUGCAGCUUAAAGCCAGGUAAAAAAGCUAAUACAAAGAUCUUAUUAAAUAAGUUCCGUUUCGAGUGUCAUCAUGCCGACAAUAUUUGAGCUCAAAUGUGUUAACUGUAUGAAGGACAGAUGUUUUCCCACUCGAACAGUAAAUAUUUCUGAGAUAAGCGCCUUUAUUGUCCUCUCCAGAAGAUUUACCCACGCAAGCAAACUAGUAAUUUUUGCAAAAGACAAAUUAAGUUAAGAUGUUUACAUAUUGCUUUCAACAGAGUGCUUCGCCGUUUUAUUUAACCUUUUAACUCCUGAGAGUGGCUGGUCUCUAAUUUCUUCUUACAGUUUUACCCUUAAUCAAAUGUAAAGGUCAUGGGAAAAAAGGAAAUGAUGACCAAUUGAAGAAGCACAUAAUUUUCGAACAAAUUCUUCUUGUCAGUAACAUAGAAAAUGUAAAGAGAAUGAUGCGAAGGGGAUAAACAGUAAUGGUAGCCUGGAAAUAGAUAAUGACGAUAUCUAAUUUUUUCGAUAGAGUGCGCUCGCCCCUUGGGCUUGGAGAACUACCGGAUUCCUAAUUCAGCCAUUGCAUCUUCUUCGGAGGUAAGCCUUCUCCAGAUUCCUCAGCGAGAAUUUCAAUCUGUCGUAGUAUUCACGUGUAUCCUCUUUUUGUCUCUUAUCAUUUUAUUUUGAUUAACUCUCGCUUUAUUUUCUCAAGUUUCAUGUUUCAUUUUUUUAAAUUUUGACAUCGUUGAUGUAGAUUUAGUCUUGAACAUAUCAAGUUUAUCCAUUAAACGAUGAUCUCAAAACAAUGCAAUAUUCAUAUCAGUUAAAAAAAAGUUAGUCCAGUUUAUACUAUCAAUCCUAACAAAUCUACUAAUUUUUUGUAUUAAGUGGGACUCCAACCAUGGACCUACCAAUGCCAGACUUAACAGACCUAGUGGUGGCGGGAAGACUGGUGCCUGGUCAGCCAAGAGAAAUGAUAGAAACCAGUGGAUUCAAGUGAAAUUUCCUGAGGUCACUAAAGUGACAAGAGUUGGAAUCCAAGGCAGAUAUGAUUACAAUCAGUGGGUUACCAAGUUCAAAGUGUCUUACAGUCUUGAUGAUAUUAACUUCGUUAUCCUCGGCAAGGUGAGUUAAAUGUCACCCGAUGGUUAGUCUGGAUAGUAUUGAUUUUUCUAGCUAAGGUGAGGUGAGGUGAAAAAUGUCAGGGCUGUACGAGUUUUGUCAAGGUCCUUUACCUUUUGGAUUUACUACCUUGUGCAUAGCAGUAACACUAGCAGCACGUUGAUUAUUUUCCACCCUUAGAAAUCAUUGUUUAAAUAGCCUUAUCUCUUAACUUUUUCCGUGUUUUUACACGUCAAUUUUCAUAGAUAUACAACGGUAACAGCAACCGUAACAGCAUUGUGGUCAACGAUUUAGGGGCACCCAUUCAAGCUCGUGUAGUACGCAUCAAUCCAGUCGAAUGGUAUGGACACAUAUCCCUAAGGAUGGAGCUGUACGGCUGUCGUUUGCCAUCAGGUGAGAGUAUUUAGUGGAGUUUCUGACAAAAUUAAUCUUGUAUGGUAGAUCCAGAAUGAAAGAGAAAUUAAGCAACAAUGAAAUUUGUAUAUGAAUAUCACAGGAAGAACAAUCUUUCUUCAAUGGAAUCUGGAGUUCGACCCUCCCUCUGAUAGAAAUCUCUUAUCUCUAUCCCUCUGAUAGAUAUCUAUCCAUCGCCCUCAAACUGGAGGCUUAAAGUGUAAAUCGAACUCACACACUUAAGUUUUAUCUGGCCAGGUGUGACCUGAGCUUCUCAAUUUCUAAGGCAAAAUGUGAUGUAUCAUUAUAGAAUGCGCAACCCCCUUGGGAAUGGAGAACAGGGUUAUCCCCAAUUACGCCAUAACAGCUUCCUCAGAGGUAAGAAUUAUCUUUACUUGAGCUUAACCUUAUUAAUUGAACCUUAAUGUUCAAACGGACUCCACACGUGUGAGACCUUUUAUUUAGUUUUUAUUCAUCGUUUUUUGGUUAGUUUUCCUGCUUUUAUCAACUAUCGUUCCUCUCAGUAUUUACGGCUCUAAACAUCCUUGUUAAUGAACAAUUACAUUUUUGUUGCUAGAGCUUCCCCCGUGAUAAGUCUCGCUAAUUGCAAUCCCAAUUAAAACUAGAAAUAGUCGCGACCUCAACACUCGCAUUUUCCCGUGCGCAAGGUCUUUUUUGCCAACCCUUUUGAAUCCCCAUCGGUUGAAUUUAACUUUUUUACGAACUGCAUAUCUGGUCAUUAUCUGGUUUUUGGUGCUAUGACUGGAAAUUAAACCGUACAGUUUUGUCUAAUAUAACUAUUUCACUGUUAAGCUUUUCCAUUUUUUACAUAUCGCAAUGGUAUCAUGUUGCAAAACAUUACUUAUUCACAGUGGGCAGCAAAUCAUGGUGCGUCUAACGCAAGACUGCAUCGCCCAGCGGGAGGUGGAAGGACUGGUGCCUGGUCUGCCAAGACAAACGACAAAUCACAAUGGAUUCAGGUGGAUCUUCGUGGAAAAUUCAAAGUGACCAAGAUUUUAACUCAAGGAAGGCAUGAUUAUGCGCAAUGGGUGACCCAGUACAAGGUGUCCUACAGCUCAGAUGGGGUGCAUUUCAGUGAUCAAAAUAAAGUAAGUUCAAAACUUUCCAUUUUUACAGUUUUUUCAUCGUAUGUGCAGGGCUGAUAAUGCAUGCAGUACCACUGAAGUUCAAAAGAGUGCUUUAUCCACUGCUAAGCCAUUAUUUUAAUAUGUAAGAAAAGGAAUACACAACUCGGUCAUAUUGAUUUGAAUAUAGAGGUAUUAGAUUUAAAAGCAAUAAUCUUAUUACGUCCUUUUGUAGGAAAAUGCUCUUUUAACCAAAAGUCUGCCUCCUCUUUUGCAUCUUUUUGCAAGGUGUAUCAAGCCAACAAAGAUCAAAACACCGUGGUAGUGAACACUUUAGAGUACCCGAUAGAGGCGCGCUUUAUACGUCUCAACCCUAAACAGUGGUUUGGUCACAUCUCUUUGCGAAUGGAGCUUUAUGGUUGCAGUUUGAAUUCAGGUUUAUCAUUAGUUUGUUAAUUCUCUUGUCGAAAAUAAGUGUCACAUUUUAAGCUUUUGUGGCUAAAGGCUCAAACAACUUUGAUAGUGACACAGAUAUAACGCAAUACGUCGUAAUUUGAGGAAAAAAGGUUUUGUACAGAAAACUCCCAUUAAAAAAUCUAUUUUCAAGUAAAUUUGCAGCAUCUACAAUGGUUUAACUUUUAUCGGGUUUUGUUGCAGAAAAUCUCUCCGUCAACGAUAUGCAAAAUUUUCCAUUUGUUUAAAAGUUUUAACUUACAGACUGUCAGAAUAUGCAUGCUGCCAGCUACAGAAUCAGUUUUACAGAACAAAAUCUUAAUACAUUAACUAAAAAUACGUUCUUGCAAUGGUGACUGGGCAAUGAAAUACGCGCGGACUUUUUAUGGCAGGUGUAACAACUUAUUACGGACUUCUGCACGAACCCACAAAUUGGAAAGGAAAGGGUUUCGGUACAAUUUUGUACUUUUCGGAGUGCUUACAGUCAUUUCACAUCUCAUACAGACCAAUGAUCUCCUCGGCCCAUUAUGGAAAGGAAAAAUGUUUGCAAAUAUACAAAUCUAAAAGAAUUUGUGAAGCUUUUUUGGCUCUGCAUCUCUCCCAUCAGCAACAAAGAUCGAGGCCGCACGAAACAACAUGUCCCCUGAAGGACCUGGUACAGGAUUGGCUUAUCCCAGCAUUCAUUUGGAGCAGUAUUAGAAAAGUUGCAUAUUAAUAUAGCACAUGAAUGUUAAGCGAGUUAGGAGGGUUGAUUACCGUGAGUUAGUUGACUCAAUAAAAAUAUAACAUUGCCCUAUUUUACGCUUUGGUUGAAACCAUUUGCCUUCCCCAUAAUGUUUUGCCUUCUUUGGUAACAGAAUGCAUGUCUCCCAUGGGAAUGGAAAAUAAAUUUCUUCCAAACUACGCAAUUACAGCCUCUUCUGAGGUAAGUUUAGCGUUACAUAGAGUCUCUGCUUUAGUUUUGAGGCCAGUAUUACUUGUGGGAACAACAUAACAAAUGCUAACUUUUAGUUAGCAAAGAGCCCGUGUUUGUGGUGCGAAAUAUCUCGUUAAAUUGAAGAGCGUCAUAGAUUGAAUUACGCUCUUUAUAUGUAUGUAAUGUGUUUUAUACCGAGACAGGGCUAUGACUAAGCUCAUCCUUGCCAGUUCGCUCGUUUAGGUGAGCUAUCCUCGACAAAUAAUAAUGAGCAAUAAAUUGCAUAGUGAGCUAAAAAAAAUUAAGAACAGACAUGAGCUAAAAAUUCGCGAUCCAUGCAGGUAACCUUGAGUUUUGUUGAGUUGUUUUGUGGUCAGGAGUGGGCAACCUCUUGCCGGACGAACGUAGUGUGGAAAAAAACGUGUUCAAUCUUUCAGUCAGUAGCUAAAAUUUCAGAUACAGAGGUCUUGCGACUCAAAGGCGCUAACUCUACCAGGAAUUCAACAAAGCCAGCUGAACAGAUGGUCCGUUCUGCUAAAUGGGGUCACCGUGGAUAAGUAUCUAUUUAGACUUCAAGUCUGAGGUAUUUGUAUCUUAUUUCCCUCAGUGGGCGUCAAAUCAUGGAGCUUCAAACGCAAGGUUGUAUCAUAUGGCAGGCGGUGGAAGGACUGGUGCAUGGUCUUCAAGAACAAAUGACAAAUCACAGUGGAUUCAGGUGGAUCUUGGAACAGUCAAAAGAGUGACGCAAAUUGCCAGUCAAGGCCGAUCAGAUUAUGCUCAGUGGGUUACAAGAUACAGAGUGUCUUACAGCUCUUUUGGAAAAGUUUUCCACGUCCAAGAUCAUGUGAGAUAGUGAUAAUUAGAUUGUUGUGUGGUAUUUUUUAGGAGUUCCAUCAUACCCUCGAGAAUUAAGAGGUUGUUCUUUAGUGAAUAUACACUUUGGGGUUUGUCUAACGUUCACUUCAGAGAGAAUUUUGCGCCAGCUUGAGCAAUAACUAGACACGAUGUGCUAUCCGGAAAGGCUCACAUUGUUUAAAUCUGUUCCCCUUUUCAGUUUUAACAUACAUGUGCAAUACUUUUGCAUAACUAUUUUAGGUUUACCAAGCCAACAGUGACCAGCAUAGCGUUGUUGUAAAUACUCUUGUCAAACCAAUUGAGGCUCGUUUCUUCAGGAUAAAAGUUGAAGGAUGGCAUGGUCACAUUUCCAUGAGGUUUGAACUGUAUGGAUGUUAUGUUCAUUCAGGUUAGCAAUGAGUCUUACAUUUGGAAGUUCUCCCUGGAAAAUGCACUUUCCAAGGUUACACUGUUCGUGAUAAAUAAUAUUUGAACAAAAGAAGUUACUAAAGGAAAACUAGAUCAUUUUGAGUGAGCUGCACAAGUGUUAUUGUUUUAAAGCUAAGACACUUGUCUUUGGACCAAGGAACCUUUCUAGGAAAAUCUUGUUGACUGCGCCAUUAUAUGAAACAUAGAAUGAAAAAGAUGAUAAGUUUUGAGCUCGGUAAAGAAAUAGCGAAAAAUUCUUUUCGUCUGGUCACAAGCGUGGGACAAGUAAAAAAAAUAAAACAGCUCGGUGUCUCCAUGAGGAAUCCGCGCCCCGAUGCUCUACUAUCGAGCCAAAGAGACUCUAUGGUGAGCGAGGCCCGUUACGAGUAUAUGAAACAAAUCAAGAUCACCUGUGUUAAUAGGCUUCACCCCACGAUCUCCUGUGAUUAGAAAACUACACGCCUGCCAAACUCAGGUCACUUACAUGUAAAGCCUCUAGAUUCUCCAGAAUUGCUUGGAAAUGAUUUCAUUGCUAAGGAAACUAUCUCUAAUUUUCACGCUUUAGAGAUGGAAGCAGACCGAUUGAUUGGAGAGCUACACAACAAAUUAUAAUUUUUUCCACUUGAGGAUUUUUCCAACUAACGACCACUUAGUGUCAUCUAAUAUGUCCCGUGCAUUACUAACACUUGUCUAAAGAUUCCCUCUGAAUAUAGACUCCUACUGUAAUGGGCUUUUACUAAAAUUGCACUUUUAUUUAUUUUUAGCAUGUGUGUCACCCCUUGGACUAACCAGUAAGAAAUUACCAAACUCGGCAUUAACUGCCUCUUCUGAGGUAAGAGAGUUAUUUUUAGCAUUUGCACACUGUAUGCGCACACAUAUUCAUGAGCUCCUGGAAAAGCUAUGCAAAAAAGCUAGUUUUUUUUUAUUCGAUACAAUUUCUCCAUCACUUCCAUGUUCAUACACGAAACACCAAUCAUUCAAAUACUUUCCCAUAACCACUUGAUAUAUAUUUAUUGAUAACUACAUUGAUAUUGAUAUUUAUUUAUAUUUAUUGAUAAUCACAUAACCACAAGGAUCUUCAAUAUGUACAUGUGCUUUACAGCUUUAUUCAUUUUUAAGGAAAUUAUUUCAGAGCAAAUUUAUUGUCCCAUAUGUUGUCAUAGCUAUACAGAAAUUGGAUCUCUUUUCUUUUGCAAGUGGGCGGGAAACCAUGGGGCCAGCAAUGCAAGGCUCUACCAUGUCUCAGGUGGCGGGAGGACUGGAGCGUGGUCUGCUAAAUUCAAUAACAAGGGUCAGUGGUUAGAAGUUGAUCUUGGUGAGACGACCAAAGUUACAAUGGUAGUAACACAGGGACGGUACGACUAUGAUCAGUGGGUAAAAAGUUACAAAGUGGCCCACAGUAAAUAUGGCGAUCAUUUUGAAUUCCAAAACAAGGUAAGACGAAUAACGAGUACAUUUCUAAAGAAACUAUGGUGCUGCGCCGGCGGGAAAGUACAGCAGGGUAAUCAAGUAUUAUAAACUGAGUUGAUAAUGUAAAUUGACCACCGUUAAGAGUUUCAAAGCCGACGUUUCGAGCGUUAGCUCUUCGUUAGACCAAUGAAAAGGGGCCAACGCUUGAAACGUUAGCUUUCAAACUCUUUACGGUGGCCAAUUUAAGUUAUCAACACAGUUUAUAAUACUAAACAACCUUGUUAAGACGAACAACAUUUGCUAGUUUUGCUUCCAUGUUAUAACCUGGAUUAAUUAUUUAAAACUGCAUUGAAUUUAGGCUUAUAUCGCUUAGCUAAACAAAGAAUUCUCCAUAGCUUGGUCAACGUGGUUCUACUCCUGACACCACUAAUCUCUACCUGCGUUGUGUACCUGGUCCUGUAAAAUCGUUCGUGAUUUCAGGCCUAUCGAAAAAAAUCUUAUUCCAAACGACUAUUUCAUAAUAUUGAUUAAAAGUAGUGUUUAAACAGACUUUUCACCGCUACUCUGAUGCCAGCAGUAAAAAUUAUUCCAAGUGUAUAAAAUAAGUCACUAAUCUUGUCGCUUAACUUCAAUAAGAAUUAAAGGAAGGACAUAGGAAAUGGUUUGCCUGAGGCCAGCUUGAGAAACACUUCUCAUAUGUGAUUCACUUCUCACCUAUUGGUUAUCAGUAGAUUCAAACAUGUGCCUUCGCUUUUUGCUUAUUUUCAGGUAUAUCAAGCUAACGGAGAUAGGAAUGGUGUAAUCAUUAAUAGGUUGAUCCAACCAAUCGAAGCCCGUUUCGUCCGUAUUUAUCCAGAGACUUGGCACGGCCACAUAUCUAUGAGAGUGGAAUUGCAUGGCUGCGAAAUCCGGUCUGGUAAGGUCAUCUUGUUUAAAAUGGGCCUACGUUUACCAAAUUAAUGCCAAAACAAAAGAUUAUUGGAGGUUCAGGUGCCUUUUCUAUAAGUAAACAAUGUAAACGUCAUUGAAUGAUUCUAGAUUGAGUCAGAAUCGAAAUGUAAUUGAUGGAAAGCUUUCUGCCUGAAAGAUUUAUUAUCAGAUAGCUCUGAAUUUCUAAGUCUUUGCCACCUCAGAUAGGGAACCCCAAUAUAAAAUUUUCUUACCCAGAGCUUUAGGCGGUAGAAUCACUCGUCUGGUUUUAAAAUUAAAGUGCGGCUUGAAAAAAAAAACAAAAGUACUCAUCGUGCUUCCCAUUUUCGUUUCUUUCUCCUUUAACAUUCAUAUUAGGUUGUAAUCUUCCCCUGGGAAUGGAAAACUACCAUAUACCUGACUCAGCCAUAGCAGCUUCUUCAUGGGUAGGUUAUCUCGGUAUAAUUUUGUUUUUAAGACUCCAGAAAAUGUAUUUUUCCCUUAAUUUUACAGAAAAAUAUAAAGUGUGUAAUGACCAGAACUUGUUUGAAGAUGUUGCUUCCCCUAUGAAAGUUCUCUGAGCCAGUUUUUGUAUCGUGCAAAACUGUUCUGAAAUUAAAGGAGACCAAAAAAAGUUAUACGCUCCAUAGAGCAGAAGAAAGAUCUACACCGGAAAAAAACCGAGUAGGAAAAGAGCAAUUUCAUUACUGUUAUCAUUAGUCCUAUAAAAAUACUAGUAAUCUACCGUCUAACUACCGUCUUACAUCAAAACUUAAAUCAUCGAUAAAACUUUUUUUCUAAACUAGUGGGAUCCAAACCACGGACCAAACAAUGCCAGAAUCUUCCACAUGGCUGGGGGUGGAAGAAGAGGAGCUUGGUCUGCGAAGGCAAAUGACAAGGGACAAUGGAUUCAAGUAAAUCUUAGAAAAGCCAUGAAGGUGACCAAAAUUGGAAUGCAAGGUCGUCAGGAUUACGCUCAGUGGGUCACCAAGUACAGAGUGGCUUACAGCACGGAUGGUCAGCACUUUUCAGUUCAAAAUCAGGUGAGCGAAAACCACCCUUUAAGCAUUAUUUACUUGCCACUUUUAAGCUCUUAAUUAGUUUGCAUUUCCUGCAUUUUUUAGACGGAGGUCACGGAGUCAGGUCAGCUAAACAAAUUAAUGAAAAUAUCAACCCUGAAUCAAAAAUCUCUGCGAUACAGGAUGCACGCUUUUUUUAAAUGAUCACAAUUAAUUCGUUUUAUGAAAUCUUAUUACAACAACCGAUGAUAGUACUCUGGAAAAAGAUUCAACGGCUGGUUUUAUGCUCGAUGACUCGAGUCCACACACGCGGAUUUUCCAAAAGUAGAAAACCUGUGAAAACUUUUUGAAUGAAUAUAUGAUCUACCUCGAAACUUUGACGAAAUCAGAUUGAUCAAAAGUCGCAUUGAAGUUUCAUGAGUUAUAAACAGCAGUACCUUGGAUUUGACCAUGUUGAAAGUACAUAUAUUUAAUGCCAACGUAGUUUCGAGGGAAAAUUCCUACUCGAGAAACAAUGUGUUUUUGAAGCUGUUUGAUAAUCAUAUGCGAUACCAUUUCAGAAAUAUUCAGGAAACGGGGAUCAAAAUACUCUUGUCAUAACUGACGUGGCCCAGUCAAUUAAGGCACAGUAUAUCCGAAUCCUUCCUCAAGAAUGGCAUGGACACAUCUCUCUGAGGAUGGAGUUGUACGGCUGCGACACUUCAGGUGAUAAUUCCUUAAUUAGCAGUCCAUUACUUUUCUCCUCAUAACAAAACUAACAGAAUUACUUUAAUUUCGUGGCAAUUUAGGGGCUAUCGACGGUGGUUACUCCGAAUGGGAAGACUGGGGAGAAUGCUCGGUGUCAUGUGGAAGAGGAUCACGUUCAAGGAGACGAUCAUGCAAUAAUCCUGUUCCACGGAAUGGUGGUUCAGACUGCUCAUCCCUGGGACCUAUGGAGGAAUUUGAAUCCUGUAAUAUGCAGCCUUGCAGGGGUAAAGAAUGAUAAGACGAGAGGGAUACAACCAAUCCCUGUUUAUUAAAAAAAACCCCUUUGUUUCACAACGGAAAUAAAAGUUUGUAGAAUUGGCUAUCGACGGUUGAUUUAUUUAGAUACAGUGAGACGAAAAAGAUAUCUUAUUUGGUCUCAUAAUAUAUAAAAAUGUUUUUACUUGGGGGAUUUAUUCCCAUUUCUCUUUCAGUUUAGGCGACGCUUUGUUUGUUUCCAAAUGAUUAACGAAACUCACAACAAUUCAAAUUCAACUUAGUUGAUAACAAGCAGUCGAACGAAUACGUUCGCUGGGCUGGAUUAACUUAUGGCUGAAAGUGGUAAUCUUCACUAGAGUAACCUAUCUCACCAUUGACUCAAGAAGGAUCUCAUCCCGAAUAGUUUCGAAGCCGAACUUAACUAAGUUUUCAUCUUUCCUUCUCAUACGUUGGAGACUUUUUAUCCUCAUUGUUAUUUUUCCCGCAUGGAUAUGAUCCUGGAGGUACACACUUUGAUUUGCAAUUGGUGCAACGAAAUACUCCCACAAGGGCCACAGGAAAUAUUCCAUUACAACGUUAGGUUACCUGUGUUAGUACAUGGAGGUAAAAUGACCGAUUAAAUUCAUUUUAGAUUGUGACACCCCUCUGGGAAUACAAAGUGGAGAUAUUCCAAACUCCGACAUUACAUCUUCUUCCGAAGUAAGUUCAACAGGUGGUGAAUAGAAAAAUGGAUCGAUAUCAGUUACUGAAGCUGUAGAUAUUUUUUAAAUAUAGAUGCUUUCUACGAUUGUCUCUUAAUACUUAAUGAUGAAUGAUUCGUCUUUUCUAGUAGGGAAAUCGAUACUAACCAUUUUGAUAUUCCUGCUCUCCUUAGUGGGAUGCAAACCACGGGCCCAGCAAUGCAAGGAUCAAUCGUCCUGCUGGUGGAGGUAAGACUGGAGCCUGGUCUGCCAGAGCAAAUGACAUGAAACAGUGGAUUCAGGUGAACCUUCGUCAACUGACUCGUGUUACUAAAGUGGCAAUUCAAGGAAGACAAGACCAUCCACAAUGGGUUACUGCAUUUAAAAUAUCUUACAGUCUGAAUGGAAAACAUUUUAAAUAUCAAGAAAAGGUAUCUCUCUGAAUUGAAAUUAUAAUUAAUCCAAAACAUGUAGGCAAGAAAAUAUCAUGAUAUCCUCCAGCAUGUGGACUUCUUUAGUUUACAGAUCAUUUCAGUGGGCUAAAUAAUUUAGCAUUUAACGUACUAAAUUUCUUAGGCCUUGACCACACAAAAAGAAUUUAGUAACCCUUGUAUGUCACAGAGAGUUGCAACCCGACACUACUCAAAUUAUUGCAAUGAAAAUCUACACUGAAUAGAGAGAGAAAACCCUUAAAACCCCUUAAAACCCCUUAGUUAUCUUAAUGAUUAGCAUGCAACCUAUCUUGUCAAUUUCGAUUUAUCAGCUGUAUGUAAAAUUGAAUAUGAUUGGAUCGGGGUGUAAUAUAGUCAGAUCAUUUCAUAAUCAAAUCCUUUGAAACACUUAAUCAGUAAAGACACGAAGCAUAAAGGAAUAAUCUAGAAAGGGUAUAGCAGAGCUUGAUUAAACAUCAGUUUUUAGCUAUUAAGCCAAACUCUCUAGAAACGUAUUCUUUGCUUGUAUUUUUUUCUACAGAUUUACAAUGGAAACAAUGACCAAAAUAGUAUUGUCGUGAACACCUUGGUAGAACCAAUCGUUGCCCGGUUCAUCCGCCUUCAUCCGUACGUCUGGCAUAGACACAUUUCGUUGAGAAUGGAGCUUUAUGGUUGCACACUAAGACAAGGUGAUACGAAAAUUCCUAUCAGAGCCCCUGUUAACCACUUGCUUUCGCUGGUUUCCUUUUCGUGAAAAUCUUAAGCAUGCUAGCGUUUAUUCAAACGGCAAUAUUCUAUACACAUUUCUUGCAUUGUUUCCAUUAAGGUAACAACCCAAUUUUUCUCAAUCAUAAAUCAGUGUAAUUAACAUUGCCUGCUUUUCCUCUUCAUCCUUUUUUGACUUUGUAGAAUGCAAAUCUCCCCUGGGUAUGGAAAACUACAGGAUCCCAAAUUCAGCAAUCACAGCCUCAUCAGAGGUAAAAUAACGGUUAUAUGUCAUUGAUUUUUUAAUUCUUAAAUUACUUUCAGAAAAUUCUUUAUGGAUGAAAGCAUUAUCACGAACCGAUUAGAGUUUGAAUUUCUUUAUUAAUUUUAUAUGCAGCAUUAAUUCAGAAUUUAUUGUCCUUAUGCAAAGCUUUCAAAGCCGUACCCUGUUGCUACAAUUUCCUCGGAACGUAAGUGUAAGACUAACUGUAUGUGUUUUAUGAAUGAAUGUCGGACAAUGUACCUAUAAAUUACCCCUUCAAACCGAUGAAAUGAAUGAAAAAUCGAACCAAACAAUCGACUGAUGGGUUGGUCAAUGGAUCUAUCUAUCAAGUAAAUGAGUGACUUGAUGGUUGGAUGACCGAUUGACAGAAAUCGAUCGAUCUCUUAGUAAUAAAAUUUGUUUACAUUAUUGCUCCAAGUGGGGCGCCAACCAUGGACCAACCAAUGCCAGACUUAACAGACCCAGUGGCAGUGGGAAAACUGGUGCUUGGUCAGCCAAGAGAAAUGAUGCAAACCAGUGGAUUCAAGUAACGUUUUCUGAAGUCACUAAAGUGACAGGAGUUGGUAUCCAGGGUAGAUAUGAUUACAAUCAGUGGGUUACCAAGUUCAAAGUGUCUUAUAGUCGUGAUGGUAUUCACUUCGUUAUCCUCAGCAAGGUGAGUUAAAUAUCACCUAACUAAAAGAGUGAUACUUGCCAGUUUCAUUACGGCAACACUUGAAUUAAGGAUCAAGAAAUCUACUUACUCUAAAAAUUAAGAAACUAUAGUGGCUAUUUUGUUCUCGUUAUCACCCAGGAUAUUAUUGGUAUUAUCAUUACUGUUAUUAUUAUUGUAAUUACAUUUGUUAUCUUCAUUAUAAUAAUUAUAACUAAUUAUACCAAUGCCUAAAUAGCAUCUUAAUAAUUAAGCUAUGACUCAAAUUGCUUUGUGACUGUUGUCAUAACCUGUUAAAAAUAAAUCCCAGUAAUGCAUUUAAUUAUAUAAUCGAUGUAUCGAUGAUUAGAACAGACAUGAUAUGCCUAGAUUUUUCAAUUACCUGUUGCAUAUAAAUUUUCAUAGAUAUACCAAGGAAACAACAACCGAAACGGAAUCGUUUUAAACGAUUUAGGAACAUCAAUUAUAGCUCGUGUAGUUCGCAUCAAUCCAGUUGAAUGGUAUGGACACAUAUCCCUGAGGAUGGAGCUGUACGGCUGCCGUUUACCAUCAGGUGAUCUUUACUUCGCUACCAACUUAUAGUUACCUAGGAAUUAAAACCACAGUAAGAGAGAGAGAAACGUUUAAGGGGUGGGGGUGGUUGGGGAUGCUUACAUGGGGGGUUUUGAAUGAGGGAGCGUGUUGCCAAUGCGUGGACAAUUGGCUCUGAUUUUACUAAGUGCAAAGUUGAAUCUAAAGUGUAUAACAAAAUGCUGAUUGGACAAAACAAACAAUAGUAACGGAACAAUGUAUGCAAUUACAACGGAAGUUUUGAAUCAACAUGACAAAUUUGAUGAUUACGUGUAGGUUACUCCCAUUGAACGUGGAUAGAUUCUUUGCAUUGGUCUUACGUUGGAAAGUUGUGGGUGCGCGGUCAAAAAUGCUAAAACACUCAUCAGAACAUAGAGUGCGACAUUGUGGAGAAUUAUGUAAAUGUUUGAAAAUUUUGAGAGGUCCUAUGACUAGAAAACUAUUUUUGUGAAGUGAUAUCAACACUCUACAUACAACCAUUACUACGUUCGAAAUUAUAAAAUUAUUAACUGAGCAAAUGAAAAUAAAUUGCCUUUCAGAAUGUUCCAGACCUCUGGGUAUGGAAAACCAGCUCAUCCCCGACUACGCCAUAACAGCAUCUACUGAGGUAAGAAACUGUGCGAGAAACCUGCUUAGCUAUGGUAAAUUAGAUUUGAUUACAUCAUUUUAAAAUCUUGAUGCAGCAUUCAUUUAUAGAAAUUAUCUGUAAAAUAAAGUAUUUUGAAUUCAUUGGUUUAUUAUAACUUAGUGGACAGCAAAUCAUGGAGCCUCUAAUGCAAGAUUGCACCGCCCAGCAGGCGGUGGAAGGACUGGUGCCUGGUCUGCGAAGAGAAAUGACAAAUCACAAUGGAUUCAGGUGGAUCUUCGUGAAAGAUACAAAGUGACAAAGGUUCUAACGCAGGGAAGACAGGAUUAUGCGCAAUGGGUGACCCAAUUCAAAGUUUCAUAUAGCGUGGACGGAACUAACUUUAUAUUUCAGAACAAGGUCAGUGCUAACGAAGUUGAAGCCGCGGGCUUUGUUUUCCAGAGGAGGCAUUGAUCGUUUUACGAUAUAUGCAUUCGGUUACCUUCACUUGUUUAGGUGUACCAAGCUAACAGCAACCAGAAUACAGUUGUGGUGAACGCUUUAGAGAAGCCCAUACAGGCGCACUUCAUACGUCUUCAUCCCCAGAAGUGGUAUGGUCACAUAUCUUUGAGGAUGGAACUGUACGGCUGCAGUUUGAAAGCAGGUCAGUCUUUUACUAAUUAUUAGGUCAUAAGGCUUCUAGGUCAUCUUUAUCGAAUAGAAGAGGAAAUUCUCUGAAGUCUAUCAGCGAAAAGUAUGGUACCAUGAUGAAUAUAUUUACCAUUCCUCAAUUUUACCUCACUAAAGCAGUCUAUAGAAGUUCUAGUCUUGUCUAGACUUGUGGUUGAAAAUUGAGGAAUUUUUCUUGAAGAUUUCAUAUCCGAAGAGUUUCUAACAGACUUUUAGCUGGUAAACGAGCUUGAUAAUAGCGUAGCCUGUAGAGAAGGCGUAAUUUUGGCGGGCGAGUGCUCAGCAUUAUCUUUGUUCUCAGAUUGUACUUCGCCGAUGGGAAUGGAAAAUAAGAUGCUACCAGACUACGCAAUUACAGCCUCGUCUGAGGUAUUUUUAUGUAUCGGUUUUCUCUCAUAUAGUCAGUCUACGCGACAUAAAGCAAUUUUUGAUCUGGGGUUACUUUUUGUUGUGUUUCAUCUCGCUCUGUGAUCGGUCAAGAAAACUAACACCGGCAACUGAAACUAUCAGAUUAAAAUGCGAAAUUGAUAGGGACGUCUUCGACUCCGUUUUCAUAGUCUCAUUUUCAAAUAUCUGUUCUCUAUGAAUGUCUUUUACAACAUUGCUUUUGAUUUAGGUUUCCCUUACACUUACAUGUAAUUCUAAUCGGAAAAAAAACCAAAAAAAAUUAAGUAGAACAGUUAAUAGGAACCUUUUAUUCCCAAUUCAAUCCACUCAAUACACACAACAGGUCUUUUCUGAAUAGCCCACAUUAAUUGCAUGAAUUUUAUCAACUUUGACCCACCUCAUUUUCACAACGCUUUCAUUUUCUCUUCACAAAGUGGGCUUCAAGUCAUGGAGCCUCAAAUGCGAGGCUGUACUUUAUGGCAGGUGGAGGAAGAACUGGUGCAUGGUCUGCCAGAACAAAUGCAAAAUCACAGUGGAUUCAGGUGGAUUUUGAAAAAAUGAAGAGAGUGACGCAAAUUGCUAGUCAAGGCCGUUCAGACUACGCACAGUGGGUAACGAGAUACAGAGUGUCUUAUAGCACAUUUGGAAAGACGUUUAAGUCCCGCGAUCAUGUGAGUUACAUCAAGAAAACUUCAUGUAAUAUCAUGUCCUAUUCCGAUACAAUGGAGAGCUUUCAAUUUGAUUUUAAUAGGUCAUUGAAUACCAUUUUAAUUCUUGGAAAUUAGACUUGCUGCUUCGUGGAAGAUACUAUAAAACAAAGGAAAUACGUAAGGAGGAUUGCUUGUUUCCCCUGACUCGAACCACCUUAAGGACACAAAUGUAGUAAUUCUUGUUACUUUCUAAUACUUUUAUUGUCAAAAUCGUUGGUUUCAAUGUGUAAGUACUCGCCCUGACCCUUCGUUCAAUACCAAGCGUAAAGUAAUCCCUAAAUUAAAAUUUUUGGCUAAGGAACGAAAAGCAAGCGAUGAGAGUCAAACGCCAAUGCAGAACUUAUCAUUGAUAUAAUUAUCAUUAUUAUUUGAAUGACUCUAAGAGUAAUGAGCAAAAUUGUUCCAGUGAUAACAGAGUUGCUUGUGCUCUGAUUGGUCGAGGUUUUCGUCAUAUCACGCUAUAAUUAUCUUGCUCAAGGUGAUUAUAGCAUCAGCACGAAAUUUCAAAAUAGCAGCUUUGCGUUUUGUCAGGCCACCGAGGAAGUGACAAACGGAAUAGAAGUAAAAUCUAAGUUUGGUUUAACAGUUUUCAAAAUAAAGAUGUCAAGUUUUUGCUGAUUGAAAUAAAUAAACCUGUUAAAUUCUAGGAGAGAGUGGAGCUUAUCUCUGUACGAGUAAUCAAACAACUUUGAUAGAAUGAUUACAAAAAACAAAGUGAAUUUACAACAGGAUUCGAAAGCACGUAAGAAAUUAUAUUCAAACAAUUACUAAUCUCAGGCUUAGUGAAUAUUGCGGAAUAAUUCCCUCGAUUUUGUCUCGGGGAUUAUUCAACAAUAUUUUCUUCGCCUUCGGCGAAUACAUGUUAAACAUUAUUCUUAAAAAAUAAAUCUUAAUUCAUUCUUAGAUCGCUCUUGAUUUCGGAAAUCCCACAAUUGCUUAGAAAUGGGCGAUUCUGUGCUUCGAAUCUUGCAUGUGCUGGGUAACCUGCAUGAAAUUAAAAAGGGAGUGUAUUCAUAAAACCAACAGGUUUAGGGCGAGCUAACGUUACAAGCUCGUGAUCGUUUACCCGACGAGCCAUAUUUGAUUUGGAAGUUAGGUUAGACACCCCACCCCUCUCCUUAUUUUGACCGUCAACUGACCCCCUUGGUACAAAUUUAUUUUUCUCCUCAAUCUUUCGCUGCCAUUAAAAUCAAAUGGCGGCCAUUAUUUUUUGUCAAGAAAAUACUGAGCACUCGCUUGCCAAACCACCUGCUUUGCAGGCUACUAAAACCCGUAAGAUAUAUAUGUAAAGAUACUCUUUUUGUUCUUAAGAAGAAAUAUUUUGCGUACAAGUUCAACUUUAUUUGUGGAACAUGGUUUACGAUAGGUAAUUCAGCUAAAUGCGCACUUGGCUUUAAACUGUCUUCCUGAAAUUUUUUUUUUUAAACUUGUUUCCAGGUUUACUCAGCUAACAGCGAUCAACACAGUGUUGUUGUCAAUACCCUCGUCAAACCCACUGAAGCUCGUUUUUUCAGGAUAAAUGUUGAGGGAUGGCAUGGCCACAUUUCAAUGCGGUUUGAACUGUAUGGAUGCGAUGUUUUUGAAGGUAGAGUUUGAUGUUUUUAUUCAAUUUAUUCUUCGUUUGUUUGUUCGUUCAGGCAUUUUGGCCAUUGCAAAUGUUGGGCGCAAUUGUUACUAUUAUUGUUAUUAUUUUAGCUAAUAUUUCAACUGUGAUGGGCACGCUGAUGGUAAACGUACCAGGUUAUAGCUGUUGAUCAUGACUUUUCAUCCUGUGAUUAUGAGAUAAAUGCCGAGUCGUGUUGAGGAUGUUUUCCAAUGGAGCUUGUGAGCAUACUCAAACCAUGGGGAAGAACACAAUUAAUUUUUCAUUAAUGAGUAACGUAACGUUGCCACAUUCUGUUUAUAAUACAACAGAGCAAUGCAUGAUACAUAGAUACUUAUAUGUUUUAGCAUGUGUGUCUCCGCUCGGACUAACCAAUAAGAAAUUACCUAACUCGGCACUGACUGCGUCUUCUGAGGUAAGAAAUAUCCUUACAGUUCUUCUUCUCUACCAAACGAUUACAAUUGAGUGAUUGGGUAAUUUUGUCGUCGUUAUCAUGCAGAGAUGACAGCGGUCAACGUAGUGUGAUGCAGAAGUAAUACGCUCAUUCCUUUAUGUUGUCAGUGGGAUAGAAACCAUGGACCCAGCAAUGCAAGACUCUAUCAUGUGUCAGGUGGUGGAAGGACUGGAGCCUGGUCUGCUAAACUGAACAAUAAAGGUCAGUGGUUGGAAGCAGAUCUUGGUGAAACGACAGCUGUCGCCAUGGUGGCGACUCAGGGACGAUACGACUAUGAUCAGUGGGUGAAGAGCUUUAAAGUGGCUUACAGCAAGUACGGGAGUCAUUUUGAAUUUCAAAACAAGGUAACUUAUGAAAUAAAUCGAAAAUUAAUUGCAUAACUUUUUAACUUUCAUGAGUGACCAAGACAGAAUUUCUCCCUACAAUAUCAAUACAAUAUCAACCAGAUAAGUGAUGAAAAUAAAGAAAAAUAUCAAUUUAGGGAUAAUUAGUUGAUCCAAUACUAAAUUCUCUGAACUAAUAUUAUAAGAAUUUUAUGGUUGACAGUAAGGAGAAUUAGAAAUUUGAUCUGGAAGUUAAAGGGCUAAGUAAAAGGCCUCAUCUUAACCGAUAUUUAAGGGAGAGGACUGAAACUAAAAGAAUCAAAGCAAACCUAUCAUUAUCAAUAUCGCGUCAACUAGAACUACCACUUCAAUUGCUAUGAUAACCAUAGUCAUUAUCGUUAUCAUUAACAUCCUUUUAAUAAGGGCCGUUAUUGUUUAUGAUCUUUAUUAACGAUCUCCCGGGUGAAACUUUAGGCGGGGUUAGGGCAGUGUUAUCCGCUGAUGACACCAAGUUGUAUAAAAACGUCAGCUCUGUCAGCGAUUGCCUGUCUCUGGAGACCACUCUAGCAAACUUGAAUGCUGGUCGAAGGUAAAUAACAUCAACUUCUUCACCUCGAAAUGUAAAACGCUUACUGUGACGCGGAAGAAAACCCCCUUGAUUUACGAGUACACCGUAGACAAUACACAACUUGAGCAAGUGGCCGCGGAAAAAGAGUUACAAUUACGAGUACGAUGUAUUGGCACUCUCAUAUAUACACCAUCACCGCUGAAGCCAACAAGCUCCUUAGGCUCCUAAAGCGGACAUUUCUCUAUCUAACUGACACGUCUACCCGGCGUAUGCUAUACUUAUCACCAGUCAAGUCACAACUCUGCCACGCUACUUAAGUCUAGUCGCCUGCUCAGGUUUCCCUGAAGGCACAAGUCGAGCGAGUGCAGCGGCGCUACCAGAUGGAUCUUACAAAACCGGAUUGGCGAGAUGUUCUUCAGACUCAUUACCCUGGACUUACUCCCUCUUACCUAUGACAGAGAACUGAAAGACUUGGUAUUCCUUAAUAAGUGGUUAUUUAAUCAUAUUCACCUUGAUGUACAUAUUUUCACCAACUUUAUUACUCACGGCCUUACUAGACUAAGUAACUUCUUUAAUUUAAAAACACUAAUCUGUAAAACGAGCGCUUUUCAGGCCUCCUACUAUAAUCGCAUUUUAAAACUUUGGAAUUACUCUUGUUUUGUUGCUCCCUCUUCUAGUUUUUCGAGUCCGCUUUCCUUCCAGCUUUUCGUUAAACAAACACUUUUUGACCGCCUGAGAACGUCCUUUGACAUUGAUUAGCCCUGCACGUGGACACUAGUUGGAACUUGCUCGUGCCACAAGCUACAGUUGCUGCUGACACCACAAAAACUCGUUAUGAUUUAGAUUUCUCGUGCUUUAUUUUAUUUUAACGGUGCCUCGCAUGGGACGCCAGUCCCGGUCGCACCUGCCCUUUCGAGUCAGAAUUACUUUUGUUCCUAUCUCCAUUUAUCUUUGUCUCUAUGUGAUAUGUUUUUGUAGUUAGUACUAUGUUAUAAACCCAAUAAAGUUGUAAAAAAUAUAUAUUGUCAUCUUUAUUACUUCCUCCGUCUAACGAUAGCCACUACUCAAUAAUUAGCAAGGUUACAGUUCUUGAUUGAAAUCCAAAAUAUAAGGUAAGACAUCGUAAUCGUUAAGUGCCAUUUCAUUUUGAGGAUGUUGUAUUUUGCAGGUGUAUGAUGCAAAUACCGACAGAAACAGUGUAAUCGUCAAUGAAUUGAUUCGACCAAUCAAGGCGCGUUUCGUUCGCAUAUAUCCUGUGUCUUGGCAUGGGCACAUGUCUAUGAGAAUGGAAUUUUAUGGCUGUGAGAUCCAUACAGGUAACUGCAAAUCGCUUAAUCUGGGUGGUUUCUUCCAAUAAAUAAAAUGUUGCCAAAUCCUUCAAAACGUAUUGAACAUAAAUGGCGAUCGUAUCAGCACUCAGCAGAGUAUCCAGGGGACUUCGCUAUUCAAGAGGAGGCUUCAGGAGUGAAAAAAAGGUUUCCUUGAAUUUCCUUGUCCUUGCAACGAAAAUAAACAAUAUAGCGGUGUACGAAAAAUUUAUAUUUCACUGAGAUCAAUAUUGUUGCCCCUUUGUCAGAGGAACGUGUUGCCGGAAUGAUCGGCGUCCCACGCAGGAGAGAAUUUUCGCAGUCAUCUUCCAUGAGGGGACACCUCUAUUUAUGGGUCCCUUGUACUCGUCCUGAGGGAGUGCGAGGGUUCCUCAGCAAACGUUUGCCAUUGUCUCCAUUUAGAUAGAUAAAUACGUCAUUAAUUUACGUUCUUAAGAUAUAUUUGAUAGCAAUAAAUGCAUAAAAAUCUUAGAAAGAUUGUUGCGUCGAUGCCGAAAGAGGUUUGCGACUGAAUUCACCUACGUAGGUCAGAGAGGCCGCUGUUGUUGAUAACCUGAUCAUAUUUAAUUAAUUAAACGCAUUUUAAAAGUUAACUUGAUGUUUUUAUCUUAUUAGAAUGUUCGUUGCCCUUGGGAUUGGAGAAUAACUACUUAGCAGAUUCAGCAAUAACUGCUUCGUCAGUGGUAGGUUGACCUAAAGUUAUAAGCUCCAGGUUAAACUAAAGGGAUAUAAUUGGAAACUUAUCUCACCGAUCACGAUUAGGCCUUUUUUAUGAAUGAGCUUCAUAGAGGAAAAGCGUAAAUGCUCUCAUCAGUCCUCAAUAAUUUAAAUAGCAUGGUAACAAUGUAAUGAAAAAUAGGUGUAAUUUUUUUUUUAACAAAUCAGUGGGAUGCAAACCAUGGACCAAAUAAUGCCAGAAUAUACCGCAUGGCCGGAGGUGGAAGAACAGGGGCCUGGUCUGCGAAGACAAACGACAAGGGACAAUGGAUUCAAGUAAAUCUUGGAAAAAUUACCACGGUGACCAAGAUAGGGAUCCAGGGUCGUCAAGAUUACGCUCAGUGGGUCACAAACUACAUGGUGUCGUACAGCCAGGAUGGUCAACACUUUGCAAUUCAGAAUCAGGUGAAUUGUUCUUUCAUAGAAAUUAAACCUCAUUCCCUCACACUCGACAUCAAAUAAGUACCAAACUAUGUUACCGGAAAUGAAAAGGUAUUUGUGAAAGAGGUAGGCAUCGACAAGAAUGACUGAAGUGAAAACAUUUUAUUUUGAGUAGCUUUUGCCUACCACUGUUGGGAACCAGAUCAGGUCAGUUUUAGUGGCAUUCUUUGCCAAAAAGCUACGCUCAGGGCGCUCCUUCACAUCCGACAGUACACACAGGGAGGGUAGCAAAUCUUCAGGAAAAAGAUUUCAGACGCGUUAAGUGCCCUUAACCGACAGACAUCCUUAGUAAGAGGAGAAGAGACGCUUUCACUCUCUACUUGCCAAAGAAAAUAGUGCUCAAGGAAGCAGCCACCUAACCCACCAUUAACAGGUCGUGUCAAUAUAAUUUCGUUUCGUUUAAUUGCAAUUUUAGGAAUAUGUUGGGAGUAAAGAUCAGAAUACCCUCGUUAUCAACGACUUGAUAAAAUCAAUCAAGGCACAGUACGUCCGCAUCCUUCCACAAGGAUGGCAUGGACACAUCUCAAUGAGAAUAGAGCUCUACGGUUGUGUCUCAAGUAAGAUAAAACUCUUUAACCUAAGCAGCGGAUCAAAGUUUAUUUUAAGGCUGGCAUGAACUCAAAAGACAUUUUGCUUUACAAAGGAACAGUUUAUGGCGGAUACUAGCUCUUUUGAGUUCUAGGCGGUUUGUUUAUUCUUGCUUUGAGUUCUUCUCGCUUAGGGACAGUUUGGUAAAUGCAGUAAGUCAUACGCUAGCGCACAACGUGUCGAGCGCUAAGGCGAAGAAAAGAGGAUACCGCGAGAAGAAUUCAAAGAAAAAAGAAACAAACCGCUUAGAGUUCAAAGGGGCUAGAUGAACUAGAUAAAGAUAAAGCGAACUAAAGGAUUGCUUUCGAACCCCAUCCCUCAAGUCCUCUUAUUGACUAUGCUAUUAUAACCACAGUAAUUGAUGGUGGUUUUACUGAAUGGAGUGAGUGGAGCGCUUGCUCGGCAAAAUGCGGCUAUGGAAUACAAGAAAGAGUGCGUACAUGCACCAGCCCCUCUCCGUUAAAUGGUGGAAAAGACUGUGAAGGAGCAAACAAGCAGCUUCAGACAUGCACCAGCGGUGAAUGCUCCGAAUCUAGUAAGUGA
Pocillopora meandrina is the source of this 24534-nucleotide messenger RNA. The record is from the annotation of a GenBank genome assembly. Lineage: Eukaryota; Metazoa; Cnidaria; Anthozoa; Scleractinia; Pocilloporidae.